Messenger RNA from Cyclopterus lumpus (lumpfish), 1485 nucleotides. RefSeq names its product tetraspanin 3a (gene tspan3a). Gene Ontology annotation, cellular component: membrane. The record is from RefSeq and is a predicted model, not a curated record. NCBI's taxonomy places the organism in Eukaryota, Metazoa, Chordata, Actinopteri, Perciformes, Cyclopteridae. The transcript has 7 exons. Gene Ontology annotation, biological process: protein maturation; protein localization to plasma membrane; regulation of vascular endothelial growth factor signaling pathway. Bases 254 to 1015 code for a protein of 253 amino acids.
AAUAGUUGCCAUAAACAUAUCGCAUGCAUCGUAUUCUCGGAACCUUGUCAAUAUUAUUCUCCACACGUCGGGGUGGGUGAAGUGACUGGUCCUAGAGGACGUGUGGUGUUGUUCCACUGGUGUCACUGGUGGCGCUGCGUCGCUCCUCUGCGUCACCAGUGACACAGCGCUGGGAUGAGUGGUGGAUGUCUGAGGAGAAACCUGCAAUACUUUACACCACAUAACCGACAGCGUUAACCCCCCCGCGUUGAAGAUGGGCCAAUGUGGCAUCACGUCCUCAAAGACGGUCCUGGUCUUUCUGAACCUGAUAUUUUGGGCUGCUGCUGGUAUCUUGUGCUAUGUUGGAGCGUAUGUCUUCAUUACAUACGAUGACUACGAUCACUUCUUUGAGGAUGUGUACACUUUCAUUCCAGCAGUGACCAUUAUUGCAGUUGGAGCCCUCCUUUUCAUUAUUGGGCUCAUUGGAUGCUGUGCUACAGUGAGAGAGAGCUACUGUGGUCUUACAACGUUUGUCGUCAUUCUCCUGCUGGUUUUCAUCUCAGAAGUGGCUGUGGUGGUUCUCGGAUAUGUUUACAGAGCAAAGGUUGAACAAGAAGUAAAUGUUUCUAUCAAGAAAGUGUAUGAUGAGUACAAUGGCACCAACAGCAAUGCCCAGAGCCGUGCCAUCGACUACAUUCAGAGACAGCUUCAGUGUUGUGGGAUCCACAAUUACUCAGACUGGCAGAAUACACACUGGUAUGAAGAAUCCAAAAACAACAGCGCACCCAUCAGCUGUUGCAAAACAAAUGUUGGAAGCUGCACGGGGUCCCUCACUCAUCCUGAAGAUCUCUACCAAGAAGGUUGUGAAGCUCUGGUUGUGAAGAAGUUGAAGGAGAUCAUGAUGUAUGUCAUUUGGACUGCACUGACAUUUGCUGUAAUCCAGAUGCUGGGGAUGUUGUGUGCAUGCAUCGUGCUGUGCCACAGAGCCAGAGGUCCUGCCUAUGAGCUUCUUAUUACAGGAGGCACCUAUGCAUAAAGGAGAACACAUUUCUCAUUUGUGAGAGCAUGAAAAUAAUAUAUUACCACACUAACCUUAAACAACAACCACACUAAAGUUCUAUAUUGUACCUGUUUUUCCAAAAAUGUAAGCUAUAGACCAAAUUCUUAAAUGGUCAAUGAGAUGUAGAAAACAUUCUGAUGCUUAGGAUGGCAUUAUUUAAAUCUGUGCUGUACUUACAUGAAAUUUGAAUUAAAUACAAUUUACCUUCACUACUACUAUUGCUACUACUAUUCUACUCGUACUACUAUUACAGCUCAGUUUUGGUUAAAACCUUUCAGCAGCAGCAUUCUGUCAAGAAAUAGUCAUAACUUAAGAUAGACUUUGUCCUAUAGCUGUUUUGUUUGUUUUUGGCUUAGCACUCCAGUCCUGGUAGUUUAAGAAUUUUGAUUUGAUGAUGUGUAGCAAUAGCAAGACUCAAUAAUGUAAAUAAAAUGUGGGGAAUUAAA